CGCCCAGACCCCACCCGCCCGGCCCAGGCUUCUGCUCUGUUGCGGUUGUUGGUUGACUGUGCGACCGCCGAGCUCCCGGCCUCCUUCCCGGUCCACAGAAGAUGCUGACGGCGCCAGGCUGACCAAGCGGACUGACCCGACAGACCCAACCCGACCCAACCCGACCCGGCCCGACAGGACCAGACCGACCCGGCCUACCCGAACUCCGCCCGCCGCCCCGAUGCGGCUGCGCCUCUUCCCCUUCGCGCUCGUGCUGCUUAACUGCGUGGACCUCGGUCACGGCCAGGGCGGCCGCUGGCGACGCGGGAAGCGAGCCAGCUACCUGUCAAGCCCCGCUUGCAAGGGCUGCUUGUCGUGCUCCAAGGACAACGGAUGCAGCCGUUGCCAGCAGAAGCUGUUCUUCUUCCUGCGGCGGGAGGGCAUGCGCCAGCACGGGGAGUGCCUGCACGCCUGCCCGGCGGGCUACUACGGGCACCGUGCUCCUGACAUGAACAGAUGUGCACGAUGCAGAAUAGAAAACUGUGACUCUUGCUUCAGCAAAGACUUUUGUACCAAGUGCAAGGUCGGCUUUUACCUGCACAGAGGCCGUUGCUUUGAAGAGUGUCCGGACGGCUUUGCGCCCUCGGAUGACUCCAUGGACUGUGUGGAAGGAUGUGAAGUUGGCCACUGGAGCGAAUGGGGAACAUGUAGCAGAAAUAAUCGCACAUGUGGAUUUAAAUGGGGCCUGGAAACCAGAACACGACAAAUUGUUAAAAAGCCAGCCAAAGACACGAUCCCCUGUCCGACCAUCGCGGAGUCCCGGCGAUGCAAGAUGGCCACGCGGCACUGUCCGGGAGGGAAGAGAAUGCCGAAGGCAAAGGGAAAGAAGAACAAGAAGAAGAAGAGGAAGCUGCUCGAGCGGGCACAGGAGCAGCACAGCGUCUUCCUAGCCACAGACAGAUUGAACCAAUAAAGCUGGACCUGGACGGUGGAUGGGGGUUUUGUUUUAUUUCCACAGAAGUACACAAAGCUCCUCUGCUCCUGCAUGCUGGUGCGCAGCCUUGGGCCGCUUUGCCAGCCUCCUUCCCAGUGGCAUCGUGAAAGCAGCAGCCUACGUGGCCUCGGGAUUUAUGCUUUGAUUACUCUGGAGCCUUGCAGGCUGGAGCUCCUGACUGUCUGCACCCAGGCUGGCACUUGCUUACUGUGCUGUCCUGGCUCUGGGGAGCUGCAGGGUGUGUGGCUAUGCCACCCCUGGAGAUGCACUCGAGCCUGACAUGUGAAGAGGAUGAGCAGUGGACUGAGUGCUGCUCACCUGUGACCUUUGCUUCUCAGCUGUGCAUCUGCAAGGACGGACGGGUGUGGAGCUCUGCUCUGUGUUGGCCUGUGGUGUUCUCAGUGUCCCUGACCUUCAGUCUGCUGCACGUGAAACGCCAUCCAGCUGGGGAUGAGCUGCGAACCCUGCUCCGUCCCGAGAUGCUGCGCUGGUCUGUGCAAACACCUCGGCCACCUAGAAAGCUCCACUUCCCAUGUAUUUAUGCUUUCUCAUGUGUAACGAGUUGUGCCCGGCCAUGUCACCUUGUUCCUAGUGGUCAUAGCCAUUGUCUGGCAAAGACUGUUCUUAGUUUUGCAAAUUGACAUGUUUUUGUUGCUUCUUUAAAUUUGUUUCCGGGGUGGGCUUCUUUCUCAUGGUAAGGGUAGGAUGCUUCUCAUCUCUAGAGUCCAGUCAGACUGCAAUGGUGAGAGACCGCCUGGGCUUGUACUGUCCAUGCCCAGGAGCAGCGCAUGGUGUCAGACAUCAGAAGCCAAACCUCCCUUGGAGUCUCAGAUGUGACGAUUUCACGAGACACAACUGAACACAUGAGAAAUUCGAUGCAGUCACCAUGCAAUGUAUUCCGACUUUUUUUUAAAAUGUAAAGCAAUCCCCACUUUCAGCUCCCAAUCUUACUGGGUGUGAGUAGACGUUAGGAUCAGAGAACUUUACAUAGAAUUGAGGGGAAAGCAGGAUGAAUUCCUACCGCUGCUGGUCAGGUCUGGACAGACCUCUACUGAGCCAGAGUCUAUCUCAUGUUUAAAAACAAAAGCGUGAUGGAAACUUGCCAGCCGAUUUACAGUUGUUCAAAAGUGCCACUGUCCACUAGAACCUCUUCUGAGGGGUUGUGAAUGGGCUUCUGAGAACUGGCCUUCCCAGGAAAACCAGAAUACAGCAAAACCACCACCACCAACAGGGUUGCAGAUUUCUGAGCAAGCAACCCAAGCAACAUCUGACCUUUCCCCGUCACCUUGCAUUGGCAAAACUACCUCUUCAGUGUUUUUGUUUAUGUCUGAGUUCAGAGCAUCUUUACCAAUGCGUACACCCGUCCUGUGCAUUCUUAGGAAACAGCGCUGUGAGACUGUAAGCCAUACAUGGACGUUGCAUCCAACUUCAGGGUUUGCAUUUAAUCCGAAAGUGUUCACCUCCUUUCAGGUCUGCUUACGCUAUCAUCCUGCUUCUACAUGGGGAGGGGUCUCCUUUCUAGAGGGCUUCACUGUUAGUAACUCAGUGCUGUUCUGUUUCUGAAAUGAUUGUGCAUUAAAAACCUUCAAAAUUA
This is a messenger RNA of Cavia porcellus (domestic guinea pig), 2567 nucleotides long. It is a transcript of the gene Rspo2, whose product is annotated as R-spondin 2. Bases 221 to 952 code for a protein of 243 amino acids. Lineage: Eukaryota; Metazoa; Chordata; Mammalia; Rodentia; Caviidae. The transcript has 5 exons. The record is from RefSeq and is a predicted model, not a curated record.